Messenger RNA from Neoarthrinium moseri, 438 nucleotides. RefSeq lists its product as uncharacterized. The record is from RefSeq and is a predicted model, not a curated record. The transcript has 3 exons. NCBI's taxonomy places the organism in Eukaryota, Fungi, Ascomycota, Sordariomycetes, Amphisphaeriales, Apiosporaceae. Bases 1 to 438 code for a protein of 145 amino acids.
AUGUCAUCCCUGUUUUGCUGCGGUUCUAUUCAGCCGUUUCGGCCACAAUAUCUCAUACACCAAUCCAAGUUCACUACAUUCCUGGACUGGUCUGCCUUUCCCAAGACAAGCAGUCUUCAACGAGAAGUGAACAACUUGGAUGAUAUCAAGCCGGAAUGUGUGAUCCAGUUGGUCCGCCAGGUUAAUUACGGCCCGCUGGAGAGUACUCGCUAUUUCGUCAAGGUCGAUAACCGAGAAGAACCUUUCAUCGAGAUCGUUGAGAAGGAUCUCGUCAACGCCAAUUUCGAGAAAUUGAACUCAUACAAGAACUACAGAUGCGACGAGCAUAAUAAAUUCUUCGAAAUCAACAUUUACGAGAAGAAUCCCAUUAACAAACAUCAUUGGAGGGUGAACCUCGCACGCCCUGGCAGCUCUAUUAAUAUUUGGGGCUGGUGGUAG